AAGUCAUAAUGAUAUACAUCUCAGACCUUCAUACCCUAUAACUCCAUACCCUUUGGAUUGAAAUCCGUCAUCACAAUAUGGCUUUGAUUCGUUUAUUUCUCUAUGUGAUAGGGUUGGUAAUGGUUCCUGAUCCCUCCCAUGUCCGGGACUCACCACAAGACUACCUCAAUGUACAUAAUGUGGCUCGAGCACGAGUGGGAGUGGCAAACAUUAGGUGGGACAACACUGUUGCCGCCUACGCUCUGAAGUACACCAAGUCGAGGCUAGGGGAUUGCAAUCUCGUCCACUCAGGAGGGCCUUACGGCGAGAAUUUAGCCAAAGGCAGCGGCUCGUUUACGGCCGCGGCUGCGGCCAAUAUGUGGGUGGCGGAGAAGCCUUACUACAACUACACCUCCAAUGCUUGCACCGGCGGAAAGCAGUGCAGGCACUAUACUCAAGUGGUGUGGGCAAAGUCUGUUAGGGUGGGGUGUGCUAGGCUUCAAUGCAGGAAUUCGUGGUGGUUUGUUACAUGCAGCUAUUAUCCACCAGGCAACUACAUCGGGCAGCGCCCAUAUUAGGGACAACAUGCAACUAUAGUAUGUGCAUGUUAUGUAUAAUCUACAUCUCAUCUAUUUGAGAGAAAAGAUUAUACAUACAUGACAUUAGCUAUUGUCUAUCUGCUCCGUCUAGCCUCCCGUCUCCACUCCGGCCAUGCUUCUUCCUCUGUCUGCUUUCCUUCUUUUGGUUUCUUCUCCCAUCUCUUAACCCCUUCUCUGUUGCUGAUCCUUGAUCAUCAUCCAAACAUUGUUGGAAAGUAUAUCUCGCAGCAUUGAAUUGGGAUUGUCUUGAUAUGCAAGAAUAUAUUUGUAUUAAGUAGUUUUGAUUUGUUAGUAUAGUCUUUGAUUCCAAUUGUAACUGUGAUAACUGUCUUUCCUUACUGGUCUCCUAACUUGUUGGAGAACCACAAGAAAUGCAGUAGGUGC
Rosa rugosa (rugosa rose) is the source of this 962-nucleotide messenger RNA. RefSeq names its product pathogenesis-related leaf protein 6-like. The coding region runs from base 78 to 557 and encodes 159 amino acids. Gene Ontology annotation, cellular component: extracellular region. Lineage: Eukaryota; Viridiplantae; Streptophyta; Magnoliopsida; Rosales; Rosaceae. The transcript has a single exon. The record is from RefSeq and is a predicted model, not a curated record.